CAGUAAUCGAGCAGUAUCUGGAGGCAGUUCCUUCGCAGAAAUCCUUCUCUUCAUCCUUUGGGAAAUUAGCCGCUAGAAUGUUUGCAAAUUUCGUGCGAAUAGUUGCUGCACUCGUUUGCGCGUCCUUGGCCUGUGUUUACGCUCAAGAUACUCAGUCUCAAGGAUCAUCAAUAAAAGUGUCACAAACAUGUUUGGGAUGUAUUUGUGAAGCUGCAUCUGGAUGCAAUACUACUCUUGGAUGUAAUGGUGAAGUUUGUGGACCGUUUCGAAUUACUUGGGGCUAUUGGGCAGACGGUGGUAAGCCUACACUUAAUGAUGAGCCCAAUUCUGCUGAAGGAGCUUACUCACGCUGUGUAAAUGAGCCAUUUUGUGCUGCCCGUGCCAUUGAAGGUUACAUGAACAAAUUUGGUCAAGACUGUAAUGGAGAUGGAGUGAUCAAUUGCGAUGACUUUGUUCGUAUACAUCGUCUUGGGGGAUAUGGCUGUAGUGGAGGAUUGGAUGUGAAGUACGAGAAUGCUUAUAAAGCCUGCAUACAAACAUUUGGUUGAAGAAAUGAUUUUGCAGACUUAAGCGUAGCGUUAAGAUAAGACCUCCGAUGCUUUAACGCUAUGCAAUAAGAUAUUGCAAUUUCUAUCCUGUGAAACAAUCCAUUCAAUAGAUUUUAUUAAAGUUUCAUACAUUUAUUCAGUGACAACUGCCAUGCUCAAUAUUUGUAAGGAAAUUGAUAUAAAAUUAAUUUUUUUUUACAUAAUAAAGUAUGUAAUUAUUUUAUACAU
Orussus abietinus is the source of this 776-nucleotide messenger RNA. Its product is annotated as lysozyme-like. NCBI's taxonomy places the organism in Eukaryota, Metazoa, Arthropoda, Insecta, Hymenoptera, Orussidae. The record is from RefSeq and is a predicted model, not a curated record. Bases 78 to 548 code for a protein of 156 amino acids. Gene Ontology annotation, molecular function: lysozyme activity. The transcript has 4 exons.